Messenger RNA from Hordeum vulgare subsp. vulgare (domesticated barley), 3124 nucleotides. Its product is annotated as pentatricopeptide repeat-containing protein At5g14770, mitochondrial-like. The transcript has 2 exons. The record is from RefSeq and is a predicted model, not a curated record. The coding region runs from base 1 to 2919 and encodes 972 amino acids. Gene Ontology annotation, molecular function: protein binding. NCBI's taxonomy places the organism in Eukaryota, Viridiplantae, Streptophyta, Magnoliopsida, Poales, Poaceae.
AUGGGCUUGACGGGCACGAAGCGGAAACUUCCUUUCGGCCCCACUCCAGCACUCACAGUCACGCCGGCAGUGGAGGCUCCCCUCCCCUCCCCUCCCAUGGCGGCACCGCCCCAACCCCUCCAGGCCUCAUUCCUCUGCUCGCUCGCGCUCGCGCUCCUCCGCGCCGGCCGCCUCUCCGCGGCCUCCCACGUCGCAUCCACCCUCCCGGCCGCAUCCCCUCCCGCGGCCCUCCUCCGCCGCCUCAUCCCGGCCCUCGCCUCCUCGGGCCUCGCCGCCGCCGCCGUCCGCUUCCGCCCCGUCCCCGGCGACCCGCUCUCCCUCAACUCCAUCCUCCUCUCCCACUGCGCCCUCCGCUCGCUCCGCCCCGCGCUGGCCCUCCUCCGCGCCUCCGAGUCCGCGGACACCGUCAGCUACAACGUCGUCAUCUCGGGCCUCACCGAGCAGGGCCGCCACGGGGGCCUCGCCCCGGCCCUGCUCGCCGAGAUGUGCAAGCGCGGCGUCCCGUUCGACGCCGUCACGGUCAACACGGCGCUUGUGGCGCUCUGCAGGGAUGGUCAGGUGGAGGGAGCGGCGGCGUUGGCUGAGAUGAUGGUGAGAGGCCGGGAAAUCCACAGGUUGGAUGUGGUGGGCUGGAAUGCUCUCCUUGAUGGGUACUGUAAGUCGGGAGACAUGGAGGCGGCGCUGACGGCGGCCCAGAGGAUGAGGACACAGGGGGUGGGAGUUGAUGUGGUGGGGUACAAUACCUUGGUUGCCGGGCUCUGCCGGGCCGGCGAGGCUGAUGCUGCACGGGGCAUGCUGGAGACGAUGAAGGGGGAUGGCGUGGAGCCGAACGUGGUGACAUACACGACGUUCAUCGCUGAGUGUUGUAGGACGAAUGCAGUUGAUGAUGCCUUCAGUCUGUAUGAAGAAAUGGUGAGGAUGGGUGUCCUGCCGGAUGUGGUCACACUCAGUGCUCUUGUUGAUGGGCUUUGCAGGGCUGGACGGUUCUCAGAAGCGUAUGCACUUUUCAGGGAGAUGGAGAAGAUUGGGGCUGCGCCGAACCAUGUCACCUAUUGCACACUGAUUGAUUCACUGUGGAAGGCGCGGAGGGGCAGUGAGUCGCACGGUCUAUUGGGGGAGGUGGUCUCCAGAGGCGUGGUCAUGGAUUUGGUCAUGUAUACAUCUUUAAUGGACUGGUUGGGCAAGCAAGGGAAGAUCGAUGAAGUGAAGGACAUGUUUCAUUGUGCCCUGUCGGACAAUCAUACUCCCAAUGGUGUUACUUAUACCGUACUAAUCGAUGCACUCUGCAGAGCUGGUAAUGUUGAUGGGGCAGAGCAGAUGUUGUUGGAAAUGGAGGAUAAAUCUGUUCAUCCAAAUGUAGUUACGUUCUCAUCAAUCAUCAAUGGUCUUACUAAACAAGGAUUGCUUGGCAAGGCGGCUGAUUACAUGAGGAAGAUGAAGGAAAGGGGCAUUGAUCCAAAUGUUGUGACCUAUGGAACAGUUAUGGAUGGCUUCUUCAAGUGCCAGGAGCAAGAAUCAGCUCUUGACUUGUACCAUGAAAUGCUGUGUGAGGGUGUGGAAGUUAAUAAAUUUAUUGUUGAUUUGCUGGUGAAUGGUCUGAGGAAAAAUGGGAAAAUGGAGGAAGCUGAAGCAUUGUUUAGAGAUAUGAAUAAGCGUGGUAUGCUGCUAGAUCAUGUGAACUAUACCACUUUGAUAGACGGGCUCUUUAAAAUGGGUAACAUGCCGGCUGCUUUCAAAGUUGGUCAGGAGUUGACGGAGAGAAACUUGUCGCCUGAUGCUGUUGUCUAUAAUGUGUUUGUCAAUUGCCUUUGUAUGCUUGGGAAAUCUAAGGAAGCAGAAUCAAUUUUGAAAGAGAUGCAAACUACAGGUUUAAAACCUGACCAAGUCACAUAUAAUACUAUGAUCACUGCACAGUGCAGGGAAGGGAAGACUGCCAAAGCUCUAAAACUCCUGCAUGAAAUGAAGAGGAGUUCCAUAAAGCCAAACCUCAUCACAUACAGUACACUUAUUGCGGGUCUUUUUGAGGUUGGGUCUGUCGAGAAGGCGAAGUUUUUGUUAAAUGAGAUGGCUUCUUCUGGAUUCUCUCCGACCUCUCUGACUCAUCGAAAGGUGCUGCAAGCAUGCUCUCAAAGCGGGAGACCAAACAUGAUUUUGGAAAUUCAUGAAUGGAUGGUGAAUGCUGGGCUUUCUGCUGAUAUCACUGUCUAUAAUACACUUCUGCGUGUUUUGUGUUAUCAUGGAAUGACAAGGAAAGCUACAGUUGUCUUGCAAGAGAUGUCGGGAAGAGGAAUUGCCCCAGACACCAUCACAUUCAAUGCUCUAAUUCUUGGUCAUUUCAAGAGCACCCAUGUAGACAAUGCCUUUGCUACUUACGAUGAGAUGCUUCGCCAUGGGGUCUCACCGAACAUAGCUACAUUCAACACGCUCUUGGGUGGGCUUGAGUCAGCUGGAAGAAUUGGAGAAGCAGAUAAGGUGCUGAAUGAGAUGAAGAGAAGGGGCAUUGAGCCCAGCAAUCUGACUUAUGACAUACUGGUCACAGGACAUGGAAAACAAAGCAACAAAGUUGAAGCAAUGCGGUUGUAUUGUGAAAUGGUGGCUAAAGGCUUUCUUCCAAAAGUAAGCACAUACAAUGCACUCAUAGGUGAUUUUGUUAAAGUUGGAAUGAUGAGUCAAGCUAAAGAGUUGCUCAAUGAAAUGAACAAGAGGGGUGUUCCACCCACAUCCUGCACUUACGAUAUUCUUGUGAGUGGAUGGGCAAAGCUUAGAAAUGGAACAGAGGUGAGAAAAUUGCUCAAAGAUAUGAAGGAUAAAGGAUUUAGUCCAUCAAAAGGCACUCUUAGUUCUAUAUGCAGAGCAUUUUCAAAACCAGGAAUGACCUGGGAAGCUCGGCGUUUACUUAAAAAGCUGUAUAAGGUUUAGGAGUGCCAAGCAUUGAUUCCUCAUCUACCAAGCAAGCAUAGAUGGUCUGAUUGAGACUGUUCUUAGUAUGACCGCGGCUCGCGACAGGCCGUCAAACGUGACAAGAAGCUAGUUGCAUAGAUAAUCCCCGAGUCACCUGAUGACCCUUUGAAGGAGUGGAAGAUCAUGAGUUAUGUGAAAAGAUCCCCCACAAGCUCCAAAGGCA